This is a messenger RNA of Mya arenaria, 2234 nucleotides long. Its product is annotated as RING finger and transmembrane domain-containing protein 2-like. NCBI's taxonomy places the organism in Eukaryota, Metazoa, Mollusca, Bivalvia, Myida, Myidae. Gene Ontology annotation, molecular function: ubiquitin protein ligase activity. The transcript has 11 exons. The coding region runs from base 804 to 2036 and encodes 410 amino acids. Gene Ontology annotation, biological process: positive regulation of ERAD pathway. The record is from RefSeq and is a predicted model, not a curated record.
AAAUUGAGUCAAAUAACAUAUUUUUUCUCAUUCUGAAAAGCCCCCUGAUCAGGCUGAUGUGGUACCUGCAAAAGUGGAAUUUUUAUAUUUUUUCCUCCAUUAAUGAAUCCACAGACCAUGAUGUUGUUUUGUGACAUGAUGUUGGAAUGAGUCCUGGCUAUGUAAACGCCAAUAGAGAGUGCUCCACUCUGCAGACAUGCACAGCCUAGGCAACAUUUUUUUAAAUUUUAAUUUGAAUUGUAAAUAUGCCUUACAUGAUAUAAGGCUUUUACUGCUUUGAUGGCGUCACUUUUCAGUGAUGCUCUUAUGCCCUAGGAAAUUACGAAGUAGAAGUUGGAAAUAAGUAAGCCCUAGACAGCGUAUCAUUCCCCUCAUUGUCUUGUAGGUUAUGGUGGCCAUGUGAUUGUCCCAGUAUUCACUAAAUUAUCAGCAUACUAUAUAACUUAAAAAAAUUCAGAAGUAUCAAAAUGUUUAGAUCUUCAUUUGUCCAAUCUUGUUUUGUUUUUUAUUCUUUUAACACUAAAUGCACAUACAACUUCACUUAUUCACUUGUAUUAAGUUAUUCCAGUUGUUAACUACUCUGUGAGAAAAUUUGUUAUUGUAGCGAAUUUGGGCCGAGCGAUAUGUUGUUAAACUGUUGUCUGCUGCUUUUACAGUAAGGCGUAGGAUUUUGCUAUUGUACACUUUCACUUUCAUUUUGAAUAGUUAGGAAACCCGCUAUAUUUCAAUCAUCUUAAAAGUUAUUAUUUCAUUGGCAAAAUACGUUUCGGAAGAAUAGGAGGCUAAAGGAAAUAUUAUAUAACAUGGCAAAUAAUGAAGACAGAAAUCCAAGAAGGACCAUUUGGAAUCUGCGAAGUAACAUCAACAACAUUCCUUCAAAUAUUGUUCGAAAUCAGAAUGUUCAACACCAAGUUGGACAGGUUGUGAGAGGGGUGAUACCAGGAGUUAACCCACAGCCAGAGUACCACAGAAACCCAUACCUGCAGCACCUGUACACCCAACAUGAUGUGGACGGGGGCAGACCCCAGGGCACAGACCAACUUGAUAUGCUGGAAGCCCAGCUGCAGGAGGUUAUAGGUCAGCACACAAAUACUCCAGCUGAUGAGGAGGCUGGGCCACACGGACACACACACAGCCAACAGGUGGUGCCACAGGAUUGGAGCGUGCUCCUUGGCUCCUUCACAUUCAUUAUCCUCCUCGCUCUCAGACUCCUAGCAGACCAUGUCCUAGGUAUUUUGGUGUUCUUAGGCUUGUCGCUGGUUUUCCAUUAUGCCAAUACAAGGAUGAUUGAAAUUGUUCAUAUUACUUCACUUAGGGACAAGCAACAUUCUAGAGGGGUUUACAUGUCCGGCCUGUGGCUUAUUGUGUUUUUGACGUUCCAAAUAGCUGUUAUAUACCUGUUCUUUUCCGAACAAGAGCUGCAUAGAGUGCUGUAUUACAGGCUACCAGCCACGUGGAAGGGAGAUGUGUUUGACCUGUUCUGGGUGGCUGUGAUCUCGGACUACACUGUACGUUUUGGUGCCAUCAUUCUGAAGGCCCUAGUUGCAGUCACCCCGACACUCUGCCUUCCACAGAAGAGAAAAGGAAAGUACUACAUGAUGAUAGAGAUGUUAACACAGCUGUACAGAACAACUUUACCGGUGCUUCCUUGGGUCCAUUUUCUGUAUGACCAACCAGUGUCAGGAAAACUUAUAUUUUUCGCCAUUCUAGCAACUGCUUAUGUUAUAGUAAAAAUUUGGAAUUUAUGCCGAAACUUAGUAAUAUUAAAAAAGGCUUUCUUCACAUUCUUAACAGAUGUGAAGUAUGGCGUUGAGCCAAGUGUUGAGGAGGUGAAAUCUCGCGGGGAAAACUGCCCAAUCUGUCAGGACGACUACCAGGAUCCCAUCAUGCUCCAUUGUAAGCACAUAUUCUGUGAGAACUGUGUGUCUAUUUGGUUUGACCGUGAGAAGACAUGCCCGAUGUGCCGCGCGGAGAUACAGCACGAGAGCCCCGUGUGGCAGGAUGGCUCAACCAGUGCUCACUUACAGUGGUACUGAACCACCCAUCUCCAGCUUGUCUGUGUUAUCUAUAUGUGUAGGGUAUUAUUACACUUAACGGGGACUUCAAAUUAUCAUUGGGGAGAGGAGCUGUGGAGGUCUUUAGUAUUUGUAUAGAAUUUGUAUUUUUGGUUUACAUGUAUUUGUUUAUGUUUCACUUAGAGUUGUGUUAUAUAAUAAGAAAGUGUAUGAAAUGUU